AUGUCUGCUGCAGGUGCUCCUGAUCCGGUCGUCCCUGGCCACCACGAGACGAAUCAGGACCCCGACUUCUUGCAGCAAGCAGCUUCACGCAUAGAGUAUAGAGUGGUCGAUGUGUCGCCGGACAUCAAGUUCUCGAGGGUCCUCGCGGGAAACCAGGCGUUUAUCGAUGGAGACGUCCAGACAGAUUCAUUCCGAAACACCUCCACGAGCUCUUCUCAACCAUACCUGAACCUUCUGAUGAAGCUCUCGCGCAAGCCGUGUCGUCCUGCGCGACGAGCCAAUUCCUGCUUCCUCCAACCCUGGGACGUCACUCACUUCUCGUGCUUCAUCGCGACGUUUACGAGCACUACCAUCCGCCAACCCAACACGACAGAUCCCUCGCCCACCUAUUCCGUCACCGUCCGCUCCUUCCCGUACACCGCGACGACCUCCCGCCCGGACGGCUUCUCGCGCACCUUUGCUGCCAUAUCCGCUGUGCUCGAGUCUCCCCUCACCACCUUCGUCGGCGCACAUGCCCGCACGACCAUCGUUCCACAGCCCGCCCCCGCCGCGGCGCCCGCGUCUUCGACGACCAUCUCGUCGCGCGUGCACGUCUUCGCCCCUGGAUCAGCCGCGCCCACCGCGCUCGUCCUCUCUGGCGCUCUCGACCGACAGGACGGGCGCGGGGCCGGGCGCGAAGGGGGCUGCGCGCGGCGAUGCCGACUGCCGCUGUUUAAAUUCAUCAUGGAACUUCAGAACCGCAUAAUCUGCUCCUUGCCAUGCCUCCCGGUGGAGAUUCUCAAAGUUAUCAUCGAGUACCGCUGGCGAGUGCAUUCUUCUCGCAAAGAGCACCUCAGCAUGUGUCACGCACUCAGAAAGGCCUCUCCAACAUUCGCGGCGGUUAUUAUCUGGCUUGAGAUGGAAUAUCCCCAGCUGUACAUCGACUUGAGUGCUCCUCGAGAAUACCUCUAUUUUUCACCCCGCGCUGAACACAUGACCGGCCAGGACGUCUCGGCCACUGCACACGCCGACUCGACACCCAUCGUCAAGCAUUUCUACGUCAGCAUAGACACCUCCGGAACACAUUCGUUUAUCCAGGGGUGGAGCACACGUCUGGAGGACCGUGGCUAUUUUUUCCCUAUCAGCCUCCGGAGAUGCAAUUCCGUGACUCUGCGGCUCAGCGAAACGCCCUUGAUGUCGAAGCCGUCCUACCACAAGUUCCUACACACCCUCGCCCUGCGUUUCCCGCGUUCACGCACCUCCACCUCAACCCCUAGGUGA
Messenger RNA from Epithele typhae, 1260 nucleotides. RefSeq lists its product as uncharacterized. The transcript is spliced from 5 exons. Lineage: Eukaryota; Fungi; Basidiomycota; Agaricomycetes; Polyporales; Epitheliaceae. The record is from RefSeq and is a predicted model, not a curated record. Bases 1 to 1260 code for a protein of 419 amino acids.